AUGAGAUCUCACAUAUCUGAGCUUGAAGAAAAAUUGUUUCCGUAUGAAUUCCCAGAAAAAAUCAACAAAUAUUCAAACUCAAAAGACUUUGAAAGUAUCUAUAAAUUUCUUGAAGAACUUUCAGCUAAAGAAGACCAAAACUAUUUUAAGGCAGCCAUUCGUGCAGGAUUAGGUAUGAAAAUAGAUACGAAUGGAAUUUUUCCUCUUCAUAAAGCUUGCGAAAAAGGUAAUUUCGGGCUCGUAAAAUCCCUUCUUCAAUGUGGGUGUCCCCCAUUUUAUGUUAAUAAUAAUGGAGAUUCAGGUUUAGUUUUUGCAUCUGCUAAUGGUCAUCUUGAUAUUGUAAAAUAUCUUAUAUCUUAUGGAGUCAAUAAAGACAUCAAAAACAAGCAGGGUAUUUCUCCAAUUAAUUGUGCAUCUGCAUAUGGUCAAUUUGAAGUUGUUAAAUACCUUCACUCUAUUGGUGCGAAUAUAGAAUCUCAAGACAAUAACGGAUCUACUCCUAUUAUUCUGGCCUCAGCUCAUGGUCACCUUGAAAUUGUUAAAUACUUGAUUUCUAUUGGAGCAAACAAAGAAACAAAAGAUAAUUUUGGAUGCACUCCAAUAAUAAGUGCAUCUGCUCGUGGACAUUCAAAAAUAGUUGAGUUUCUCGUCUCUUCAGGAGCAAAUAUAGAAGAAAGAAGUAAUCUAGGAGAUACACCACUACUAUUGUCAUCAUUUAAAGGUCAUCUUGAAGUAGUUCGGAUUCUUAUCUCGAAUGGAUCUAAUAAAGAUGUGCAAGACAACAGUGGAUGCACUCCUCUUUAUUUGGCAGCUUCGAGUGGUCAUUUCGAGAUUGUUGAAUUCCUGUGUUUGCAUGGAGCAAAUACAGAUAUAAAAAAUAAUAGUAAUCUUACUCCACUAAGCAUUGCUUUGAAUCAUGGUCACACUCAAAUCGUCAAUUAUCUUAAUCAACAUCAUUAA
Messenger RNA from Trichomonas vaginalis G3, 960 nucleotides. Its product is annotated as ankyrin repeat, PH and SEC7 domain containing protein SECG-related family. The transcript has a single exon. NCBI's taxonomy places the organism in Eukaryota, Parabasalia, Trichomonadida, Trichomonadidae. Bases 1 to 960 code for a protein of 319 amino acids. Gene Ontology annotation, molecular function: protein binding. The record is from RefSeq and is a predicted model, not a curated record.